Molecule: messenger RNA, 1365 nt
Organism: Pediculus humanus corporis (human body louse)
Lineage: Eukaryota; Metazoa; Arthropoda; Insecta; Psocodea; Pediculidae
Exons: 7
Coding region: 1-1365 (454 amino acids)
Biological process (GO): monoatomic anion transport; transmembrane transport
Cellular component (GO): plasma membrane
Molecular function (GO): transmembrane transporter activity
Source: RefSeq, a predicted model, not a curated record
AUGAUAAAAAUUCGACGGAUUUUGGGGGUUCGACAUUUGAUUGUGGCACUUUUAUUUUUUGCGACAUUUGUCGGAUAUGCGUCACGUUCGAUUCUUUCCGUUGCAAUUGUCGCAAUGCUUCAAAACAAUACGGAUUUUCCAUCGUUUGAUUGGGAUAAACAAGAAGUUGAAGGACUUGUUUUAAGUUCCUUCUUUUGGGGAUACGCUGCCGCUCAAAUACCAUGCGGUCUUUUAAUUCAAUUAUAUGGAUCUAAAUGGCCUCUUUCUUGUGCCAUUGGCAUAUCAUCAAUAUGUGUCAUUUUGACUCCUUUGGCAGCAAUUUACGGUGAUUGGAUUGGAGCAUGUGCCAUGAGAGUUCUUCAGGGAUUGACACAAGCAGCACUUUUUCCAGGAUUAAAUUCUGCCCUAUCAAACUGGACACCUUUGGAGGAAAGAGGUCGUUUGUCUACAAUAAUUUUAUGUGGUAGUUUGCUUGGAACCAUCGUGGCACUUCCUGUCGGCGGAUUCCUCAUUCCUAGUCCGGGAGGAUGGCCUUCAAUAUUUUACGUUUUUGGAGGGGUAGGAGUAUGCUGGAGUCUUAUAUGGUGCGUUUUGGGGUAUAGCAGUCCAUCUCAACAUCCGUGGAUAAGCAAAUCUGAAAGAAGUUAUAUAGAAAUCUCAAUUUCAAAUAAAUUUGCAACAAAAUUAAAAACACCAUGGAAAGCAAUAUUAACUUCUCCACCGGUAUGGGCCAUAUUGGCAACUCAUUGUGCUGAAAAUUUUGGAUUUUGGACAUUAAUGGCAGAAAUUCCAACAUAUUUUGAUGCGGUACUCGAGUUUCAAAUUCAAGCAAAUGGAGUUCUUUCAUCUCUACCUUAUGGCCUUAUGGCAAUUUUAAGCGUUGUUUUUGGAUGGAUGGCCGAUUAUACGUUUGAAAAAAAAUGGUUUACCGUUGUUGCCUCGAGAAAAUUUUUCAACACCGUCGGUUUUUGGAUACCGGCAGCUGCUUUAAUAGCAUUAGGAUUUAUACAAAAAGGUCAACAGACUUUAGGUGUCGUACUUUUAAUAUUAGCUGUUGGGUUUAAUGCCGGAAGUAACGCUGGAUUUUCACUUAAUCACAUGGAUCUUUCUCCAAACUUUUCGGCUAUUUUAAUGGGAAUAACAAAUUUUGCGGCAAAUGUUUUUUCAACAAUUGGAACUUUAUUGGCUGAUUCUUUAAUAAGAAACGAUAAAACAUCCACGCAAAAUUGGCAAAUAUUAUUUACCGUAACGGCUGGAGUUUUUUUCUUUGGAAAUCUCGUUUUUAUAAUAUUUGGAAAAUCCGACCGACAAAUUUGGAAUGAUCCAGAAUAUGAAAAAAAUAAAAAAUUAGACUCAAACAGCUGA